Molecule: messenger RNA, 819 nt
Organism: Neolamprologus brichardi
Lineage: Eukaryota; Metazoa; Chordata; Actinopteri; Cichliformes; Cichlidae
Source: RefSeq, a predicted model, not a curated record
GCUGUCCCAGAACCACAACGUGUCCCAGAACUGCAACGUGUCCCAGAACUGCAACGUGUCCCAGAACCACAACACGUCCCAGAACCAGCGAAGAUAUCAGAAGCUGAGCCGAAAGCAGCAGAAGAUCCAGAGGUCACAGAAGCAGUCAAAGCACCAGAACCUGUGGCAGAACCAAUAAAAGUGCCAGAGACAAGAGCGGAGCAACCACCAGCACCAGAAGCAGUCCCUGAACCAACCAAAGAGCCAAAGUCUGUUCCAGAAUCAGUCACAGUAUCAGAACUUGUCUCUGAAGCUGUGUCAGGCCCAGAACCUGUUCUCGAACCAGAUGAAGCACAAGAAGCAGCAGCAGUGUCUGAACCCAUACCAGGCUUGGUACCGGGCCCAGAACAAGCUGCAGAACCUACCCCAGAGUCCAAACCUGUAGCAGAGCCCUUAUCAGAACCAGACAUGUCCCCUGAACUCGUAUCUGAACCCAAAACUGUCCCAGAACCUGUGACUGUCCCAGAACCUGUUACUGUCCCAGAACCUGUGACUGAUCCAGAACCUGUGCUCGUGUCUGAAGUGGCAGCCCAGAAACUCGCGACUGAACCUGAAGAACUGCUUGAGCAGAUGCCCGGACCCAAUGAAGGUCUGACAGAACCAUCGCACAAGCAGGAACCAGAACCAGAGACCAUCCUGGAUGAUGGUAAGUCUGCUAGCUGGACUGCAUUUCUACUCUUCUGUCUCUGUUCAGAGAGGUUUUGGUCUCAGUUGACCUCGGUGGACCACAUGAGUCCAGAACUGGUUUUAUUUCUUGGCCAAGGACUGCCAGGUGUCUAA